Messenger RNA from Ictidomys tridecemlineatus (thirteen-lined ground squirrel), 3839 nucleotides. The record is from RefSeq and is a predicted model, not a curated record. Lineage: Eukaryota; Metazoa; Chordata; Mammalia; Rodentia; Sciuridae.
CCCGAGACUUGUUGGGCAGGUAAGAGAGACAGGAGGGCCACCAGCCCGGGUCCUGGCUGGGCUGAGGCUGGGCCUUGCCCUCUUGUGCUUCUCUCCAGCCCCUGCCCAGAAGCAGAGGAAGGAGGAAGGGACCAGACAGAGACUGGGGUGGACGAGUCUUUGGCCCAGGACCAGGGUUAGAAGCCUCUCCUCCCCAUCAGACCAGGGUGCGGUGUCCUGCCUUUUUAUCUGACCAGGUAAAAAGCUGACCUUAAAUCUAUCACAGAGCUGUGAGCCUCUGCCUGGUCCCUUGCCCUGGGUUUUCGCUCGGUCUUUGCCAAACGUCCUGCUGAGGACCACUUGCUUUCCCGUCUGCCCCUCUGGUGGGCCUCCUUUCUGGACUUGGGUUGCACCCUCCAGAGACCCCGAGCUGCAGUCCCCAGAGGAGGGCAGGCACUCCCUCGAGCUGUUCCCACUGCCAAUGCCCCUGCCCAGUUCCUUUAAAAGUCUCCCGUCAAUGUGAAUGACAAGAGUGACAGCGAUUCACCGGUUAUCAACCACAGGAGGAAACCCUAGUGCCUGGUGUUAGAAAAGCUGGGGGGCAUGUAAGGCUUCUGGAAAACAGACCCCACACGGGCGUGCUCAGCUCCUCUGCCCUUCCCUGGGCUGUGGAGAGGUGUCCAGGGGCAGGGAGCAGGGCUUCUGGGCCACUCUCUUGACCACCUCGUGCUGUUGCUCCCGAGUGACCGUGGCCCUCACUGUCACCCCCGAUGCAGACUUCUGGCCACCGGGCCAGGCAGCUGGCCCUGGUGUCCUCUCUCUCAAGUCUCCUGAGUUGUCCCCACACCCUGGCUUCCCUGGAACUGUCCAGUGGGCACCCCAGCCCUACUGGUACCCGCUGGGCCACAGGCACCAUCCCAACAUGCUCCUGGGUGUCUAUGAGUCCGGCCAUCUCUCAGUCAAAGAGCAGGCACGGAGUGAUUGGGCAGCCGUGGGUCCACUUCUCCUGGGCCCCUCACUCCUGGGAUUCACUGGCCAGAUGGGGAGUUCCUCCCAGCGGGCCGGAGGGCUCUGGUGGCCCUGCAGCUGCUCCCUGAAGGUCCAGCCAUCUCCACUCCCCCGUCUUCUCUCUCGACAUCCCUGUGGCUCCGAGGCCGGUCCUGGAGGUCUGUUAGGGGGUCUGUUCCUUCAGGCCCUGUCCUGGGUCCUCCCCUCUGGGUUCUGACCAUGGCCCUGAAGGCUUCGCUCUCACAGGGUCCGUCCUGUGCUGGAAGCACACGACUCCUUCUGGCGGGGGCAGUCUCUCCCCAACCCCAGGCCUGCUCCAGGGGCCAACUGGCUGCCGAGGGCUGCACACCUUCCCCUUUCCUCUGCCCACACCUGGGAAGCCACCCUCAGCCUCCUGGGGUCCCAUGCCCACAGCAGGGUUCUGGGAACCACAUGGGAAGGGUGGGGGUCUCCUGGCCCCAUUCUCUGCAGGCUGGCAGCCCCAGCCUCGCCCCAGGAGCCUUCCUGUUCUGUGUGGGGUCUCAGGGUGCUCCAGCUUUGGCCCCCCACCCGGGGCCGACCAGCCUGGCUCCCUGGCUUCCCUCCGACUGUGGUUUUACUUCUCUCCUCCUCACGGUCACUUUGUGUGGACAGACACAAGGCUGCUCAGCUGAGCGUCUCGCCGACCUGCCGGGAGCCUAGACUCCUGCCCCAGUCGAGGUCCUGUGCUGUCCCUCUGUCCUGCCACCUGCUGUAGCCUAGGGCUGGCCUUCUGUGAAGCUUCAGAAAGCCCUCGCCUCCCACCUGGGUCUGCUUUGUCUUCUCAAGGGUGAGGCCGAAGAAGUGCCAAGGAAAUGACGUCCCUGACAGGUUCCCAAAUGGGCCACAGGUGCAAACGGGGCAGCAUCCAGGGCUCUGGGGCAGGCAGGGCAGUGGCCUGCAGGCAGAGGGGCCAUGAAGGGCAGCAGUAUGCGCUGGGAGGCCCCCUCUGGACCUCUGUUCCUCCAGAUGGACACCCCCCCGGCAGGCCUGACGGCCACUGUCUUUACAGCCAGCGUCGGGGCUGUGUGCAGAGGGGCCAGGACAGUCCCUGCAGCAGAGGACUCGCCCAGCAGAGACAGAGAUGGCCUCCCCGGCUCUGGCCACCAGGCCCCUCAGCCACCAUGGAGAUGGGAGCCAGCCACCAGCAGACGCCACACCGCACCCGCUUCAUCCACCGCCGCCGGGGGCAGCCUGCCCGGACCCACAUCUGCUCCAAGAGACCCAAGCGGCCCAGGAUCCGGCGGUGCCGGCCCCGGGCGCCGAGCUGGGCCCAUGAGAGACAGAUGGGGAGCAGUGGCAAGGAGGGCCUCCUGCCUCAGCUGAGCCAGCAGGACCAAGAUGCAGACCUCCUGGACCACACAGAUGCUACCAGGCCCCCAGGGGCCUCCCCAGAGGGGCCCCCACUGGAGGGGGACAAGCAGUCACCCAGCACCGGGCAGGGCCCCUUCUUCUACAUCGGAGGCACCAACGGGGCGUCCAUAAUCAGUGCCUACUGCAGGAGCAAAGGCUGGCAGCGCACGCAGGACAGCCGGCGCGAGGACUGCAAGCUCAAGUGGUGUGAGAUCAAGUGCCGGGACAGCUACUGCAGCUUCCGGGAAGGCCAGCAGCUGCUCUUCCAGCUCCCCAACAACAAGCUGCUCACGACCAAGAUCGGGCUGCUCACGGCCCUGCGGGAGCACGCACGCGCACUGAGCAAGGCCAACAAGGUGCCCCCGGGCGGCCAGGCCAAAUGUGGAAAGGACACAACAGUGACCCUCGAGGAGCCCACGUGGAUCAGUUCGGGGUGCCUCGGGCCACAAAGGGCUCUGAAAAUGGAAGAUUUUUUCCCAGAGACCUACCGUCUGGACGUCAAGGAUGAGAGACAGACCUUCGUCACCCUGUUUGAUGAAACCCAGAUAUGGAUCUGCAAGCCCACGGCCUCCAACCAGGGCAAGGGCAUCUUUCUGAUCAGGAGCCAGGAGGAGGUCAACGCCCUGCAGGCCAAGGCCCAGAGCAUGGAGGACGACUCCAUCUACCGCAAGAUGCCCUUUCGGGCACCUCAGGCGCGGGUGGUGCAGAGGUACAUCCAGAACCCGCUGCUGCUGGACGGGAAGAAGUUUGACGUGCGCUCCUACCUGCUCAUCGCCUGUGCCGUGCCCUACAUGGUGUUCUUUGGCCACGGCUACGCCCGCCUCACCCUCAGCCUCUACGACCCCCAUUCCAGCGACCUCAGCGGCCACUUGACCAACCAGUUCAUGCAGAAGAAAAGCCCCUUGUACGUGCUACUGAAGGAGGACACGGUGUGGAGCAUGGACCACCUCAACAGCUACAUCAACGACAAGUUCCGCAAGACCAAGGGGCUCCCCCGAGACUGGGUCUUCACCACCUUCACGAAGCGGAUGCAGCAGAUCAUGGCCCACUGCUUCCUGGCAGUCAAGUCAAAGCUGGAGUGUAAACUGGGGUACUUCGACCUCAUUGGCUGUGACUUCCUGAUUGAUGAGAACUUCAAGGUGCUGUCCUGAGUGGAUGAGGUUUGAUUGGCAGGUGCAAGGAGGCACGGUCCAUCUGUACACCUCGACCACACCACAGGCCCGUGGGUGCACUCUGCAGUCAGACCCACCCUGCCUGUUCCCAGCCCCAGGGUGCUGUAUCCAUCAGGCUCAGCUCCUACUGCAGCUGGGGCAAAUCCAUACCCCCUCCUCCGGGCAGCCCUGGACAGAGACCCAUGGUCAAACAAGGGAUGGAGGUUACAGGGGAAAAAGCCAUCUGCCCAGAGUUACUUGGCUUCCUGGGAACCAGGGCCCCAGCCUCCUGCUGGCUGAGUGGUCUGUAGGUGGGUGGGUGAGUGGGAG